Oncorhynchus masou masou (cherry salmon) is the source of this 2538-nucleotide messenger RNA. RefSeq lists its product as uncharacterized. Lineage: Eukaryota; Metazoa; Chordata; Actinopteri; Salmoniformes; Salmonidae. The record is from RefSeq and is a predicted model, not a curated record. The transcript is spliced from 6 exons. Bases 276 to 881 code for a protein of 201 amino acids. Gene Ontology annotation, biological process: innate immune response; inflammatory response; regulation of apoptotic process.
AUGUUGUAUUUGGUGAAGCCUGUAGACCUGAGACCAGUGGGGUAGAUGGCAAAGCAGGAUCAAUUAUUUCUGAGAUAGACCAACGUGCUCUGAAUAAAACAUGUGAUUACUUGUCUGUAAAUAGUCUUAACUCUACACUUGGAAGUCCACCACCUCUGAUUCAGAUAAAAAGGGGUGGAGAAUGUAAAGAGAAAACUGAAAGUAAAAAUCGGAAAAAGUUUGAGACAAAGAGUUACUGGGAGUUAUCUGUCCAACACAGACACAUUUGAUCUACAAUGGCCACACCCAUUCCACAGCGGCUGCUGGCUACCCUAGAAAAACUAGACAAGGCUACAUUUGAGACCUUCCAGUGGAACCUGAUGGAGGAAACACUCGAAGGCUUCAAUCCCAUGUCAAUCGCCAGUCUAGAGGAUGCUAGCAGGCACAAGACAGUGAGUAAGAUGGUACAGGCCUACACGAAAGAAGGUGCUAUGAAAAUCACACAGAAGAUCCUGGAGAACAUAGGAAUGAUUGAUCUAGCAGAUAAGUUAAAGACAGAGGGCAAAAAAGAUCAAGAUGCUACUCCCCAGUCUAGCCAGGAUCCAUCUGCAGUCAUGGAGACAAAGCAGUAUGGUGCCCAAUUUGUGGAUGAUAACAUGGAACAACUUGUUCAAAGGAUUUCCCUGGUGAUGCCAAUAGCAGAUGGCCUGUACCAGAAGAAAAUGAUCCAUUAUGAGGAUUACUCUGAAAUCACUGCGGCCCAAACCAGUAUGGCAAAGAUGAGAAAGCUAUAUGGGGCCCUGCAACCAGGAGGAUCGGUAGCUAAAUCAGCCUUUUACCAAAUUCUACUGAAUCAACAACCUCUUCUAGUCAAAGAACUGGGUGGGGUUGUCCAGAAAUGAAGUCAUAACUUGAGCGGCUUCUACAGUCUUGAUUGCAUACCGAAGACAGCGAACUAGGACCCGGACUGGGAUUUGCCACCAGACAAGAGAAGUCAUACAAAAACCAUCUUUAAUAGUUUUACUCUAUAAGAUUUUGAAAUACAGUGUGUGGGAAUCACAUGAAACUGGUGAUUAGAGGACAGCUCAUACUAAGGGCUUGAAUGGAGGAAAUGGAAUGGUAUCAAACAGAUUGAUCUGUCCAUUCAUUCUGUUCCAGCCAUUACUAUGAGCUCAUCCUCCCAAAUUAAGGCACCACCAGCCACCUGUGGUGGGAAUACUGCAAAUAUCUCACCCUUAUGCCGAAACAUACCUGGAAACAUUUUCAUUACAAAAAAAAGUUGGUCCAAUACUACAACUGUGAAAUUUAAGAGUUUGUCAAUGUGGUGAGUGUUCAGGUCCAGGUGGUGGAUAGGAUAUUUUUACUCACAGUGUAAAGUUGCUCUUUAUUCUACAGAAAAUCACUGUGUAAACACAAAUCAUCACUACAUGUGCACUUUAUAACUGUGUCAGCUUGGAGAGCAGCGCAUAGAGACCUCUAUUUACAAGCAGCCCAUUAAGUAUAUUCUCUGCUCUUUUAAUGUGGAACAGAAAGCAUUUUAGCAACAGGACAUCUUAUUCAAAUCUUUUUUAUACACCCCCAUUUUCUGGAAAGCGAGCACUUAGAUACAUGGUCAUUAACACAUUUUCAUGAAGUCUUUGAAUGUUUGGGAAUUAUGUAUACUUAAGAAUUUGUGAAAAUUCAAAAGCAAUAUUGAGUGGGAAAGUGGCCACCGGUUUGGACAAUUAAGACACUGCAGCAAAUAAAACCUAAUAAAAACAUCUGUCUCGUCCAGGACUGGAGUCCACGCAGACCGUUGCUCCAUAGCCAAUCUGAAUAUCCACAUUACAGCCUUAUCCUAAAACUGAAUAAAUAUUUUUCUUCUUCAUUCUACACACAAUUCCCCAAAUUAACAAAGCGAAACAGUCUUUUUAGAAAUGUUUGCAAAUGUAUUACAAAUAAAAACAGAAAUACCUAACUUCCAUAAGUAUUCAGACCCUUUGCUAUAAGACUCAAAAUCGAGCUCAGGUGCAUCCUGUUUCCAUUGAUCAUCCUCGAGAUGUUUCUACAGCUAGAUUGGAGUCCACCUGUGGUAAAUUCAAUUGAUUGGACAUGAUUUGGAAAGGCACACACCAGUCUAUAUAAAGUCCCACAGUUGAUAGUGCAUGUCAAAACAAAAACAAAGCCCUGAGGUAGAAGGAAUUGUCUGUAGAGCGCCGAGGCAGGAUUGUGUCGAGACACAGACCUGGGGAAGGGUACUAAAAAAGUCUCUGAAAAGUCUCUGAAUGUCCUUGAGUGGCCCAGCCAGAGCCCGGACUUGAACCCAUUCGAAAAUCUCUGGAGAGACCUGAAAAUAGCUGUGCAGCGACGCUCCCCAUCCAACCUGACAAAGCUUGAGAGGAUCCGUGCAGAAGAAUGGGAAAAACUCCCCAAAUACAGGUUUGCCAAGCUUGUAACGUCAUACCCAAGAAGACUAAAGGCUGUAAUCACUGCCAUAGGUGAUUCAACAAAGUACUGAGUAAAGGGUCUGAAAACUUAUGUACUGUAAAUGUGAUAAAUGAUUUUUUUGUGGCAAAAAAA